CGGAAGGCAUGGGGGCAGAGUUGCCAUUUACAGAGAAACAGAGGGGAGGGAGAGGGAGAGAGAGAAGGGGGAGAAUGGAAGCGAAGAAAGUAGCGAUAAUCGGCGCCGGAGUAAGCGGGCUAGCGGCCUGCAAAUUCACGCUGUCGAAGGGGCUGAUUCCGGUUGUUUUGGAGGCGAGGGGCGGCAUUGGCGGCGUCUGGACGGAGACUCUGGAGACGACGGCGCUGCAGACGCCAAGAGAAUCGUACCAGUUCUCUGAUUUCCCCUGGCCCAAAUCGGUCACCGACGACUUUCCCGACCACAAUCAAGUCAUGGAUUACCUCAGAUCUUACGCCGACCACUUCGGAUUGAUGAAGCACAUCAGAUUCAACUCCAAAGUUCUCAGUAUUGAAUACGACGGCUGCUCCGACGACGAGAUUCAAGCCUGGACUCUGUGGGCCGGCACCGGCCACGCCUUCGGUGACGCUCGCAAGUGGAGGCUCCAACUUCAGGAUACUCUCACUAAUCUUCCACUCCAGGAGAUAGUGGUGGACUUCGUGAUUCUGUGCAUUGGAAGAUUCAGCGACGUUCCGUACAUCCCCAAAUUCCCUCCAAAUGGUGGCCCCGAAGCCUUCAAAGCCGGAAAAGUUCUUCACUCUCUGGAAUAUGCCGCCAUGGAUUUCAACUCUGCUUCCGACCUCAUCAAGGACAAGCAAAUCACCGUCGUCGGUUUCCAGAAGUCCGCUCUCGACCUCGCCAUGGAAUGCGCCAAUGCCAAUGGGCCGGAGAAACCCUGCACCGUGCUCUACAAGACCAAGCACUUGGCCAAAUACGGGAUGGUGCCGAGCCAUAGGUUUCUGCAGGACAUCAGCGCGUGUUUAAUCGCAACAUUGCCUGAGAAAUUCUACGACAAAGUGGACGAAGGAAGCAUCAUAUUGAAGGAAUCGCCGAGUUUCGGUUUCUGUGAGGAAGGUAUCAUGAUCGAAGGAGAAACCGAACCGAUUCGCUCGGAUUUGGUCAUUUUGGCUACAGGAUACAGAGGUGACCUGAAGCUUAAAGAAAUAUUUGCUUCCUCUACUUUUCGAGAUUGCAUGACAUUUCACAAUUCAGUGGUUCCCUUGUACAGGCAAUGCAUCCAUCCGAGAAUCCCACAGCUAGCUGUGGUUGGGUUCACGGAGAGCUCCUCAAACUUGUUCACCUCGGAGAUACGAUGCCGAUGGCUCGCGGAGUUUCUGGACGGCACGUUCAAGCUGCCGAGCAUCAGGGCGAUGGAGAAGGACAUAGCCAACUGGGAGAAGACCAUGAAGCAUUACUCAGGCCCUUUCUUCAAGCGAGCUUGCAUUGCCAUUCUGCAUAUUUGGUACAGUGAUCAGCUUUGCAAGGACAUGGGGUGGAACCCCAAGAGAAAGAAAGGCUUGUUUGCUGACUUGUUUGUGCCUUAUGGCCCUUCAGACUAUGCCUCCCCUUGAGAAAGGUAAAAUAAAAUCAUAAUAAUAACAAUGAAGCUGCCCAUUUUGCCCUUUCCUAUCCUAUCCUAUCCUAUCCUAUCCUAUCCAAUAAAAGUUGCAUUGCCAUAUCCCCAAUAAAAGCAAUGCUACUUGAAAACCUCCAUUUGGUUCUCCUGGUUUUGUGACCAAGCUCUUCCCAUUUUUCUUCCUACUUUAUUCUGAACCAAAUCAGUCAGACUGUGAUAUGUUAUUUCUAAUUUAUGUAUUACUGUUUGUAGAAUAAAGUAUAUGGUUGCAUGAAUUUGUUUUUGUUGCUUGAUUGUUA
This is a messenger RNA of Momordica charantia (bitter melon), 1752 nucleotides long. NCBI's taxonomy places the organism in Eukaryota, Viridiplantae, Streptophyta, Magnoliopsida, Cucurbitales, Cucurbitaceae. The record is from RefSeq and is a predicted model, not a curated record.